Gadus chalcogrammus (walleye pollock) is the source of this 2917-nucleotide messenger RNA. RefSeq names its product zinc finger protein GLIS1 (gene glis1a). The coding region runs from base 1 to 1512 and encodes 503 amino acids. Gene Ontology annotation, molecular function: RNA polymerase II cis-regulatory region sequence-specific DNA binding; DNA-binding transcription factor activity, RNA polymerase II-specific. The transcript has 8 exons. The record is from RefSeq and is a predicted model, not a curated record. Gene Ontology annotation, cellular component: nucleus. NCBI's taxonomy places the organism in Eukaryota, Metazoa, Chordata, Actinopteri, Gadiformes, Gadidae. Gene Ontology annotation, biological process: regulation of transcription by RNA polymerase II.
AUGGCCCUCGCCGAGGACCCCCGCCAGCGCCAGGGCCCCCGGGACGACUUCCCCCCCCCCCCCAUCAAGCAGGAGCCGGCGGACCACCCCGCGCCAUGCAAGGCGGAGCGCUUCCCCCCCGCCUGCCAGCAGAGGGGCGGGCCCUUCUACCAGAGCCAGCGGGCCCCGCCCGAGCCGGGCCUCGACCCGGGGGACCACCCCGACGGCGGCCGCUCCCCGCGGCGCUCCGGCGACGCCCCCGGGAGCCACGGGGCGGCGGCGGCGGCGGAGGAGUCGGAGGGCCAGCCCUGCCGCUGGGCGGAGUGCAGCGCCGCCUACGACCACCAGGAGGAGCUGGUCCGGCACAUCGAGAAGGCGCACAUCGACCAGCGCAAGGGGGAGGAGUUCACGUGCUUCUGGGCGGGUUGCGUGCGGCGCCACAAGCCGUUCAACGCCCGCUACAAGCUGCUCAUCCACAUGAGGGUGCAUUCGGGGGAGAAGCCUAAUAAAUGUAUGUUCGAGGGCUGCUCCAAGGCCUUCUCGCGGCUGGAGAACCUGAAGAUCCACCUGCGCAGCCACACGGGGGAGAAGCCUUACGUCUGCCAGCACCCCGGCUGCCUGAAGGCCUUCAGCAACUCCAGCGACCGCGCCAAGCACCAGCGCACGCACCUCGACACGAAGCCGUACGCCUGCCAGGUCCCCGGAUGCACCAAGCGUUACACGGACCCCAGCUCCCUGCGCAAGCACGUCAAGUCCCACGCGGCCCGGGGCCACCCGGAGAGAGAGGCCCCGCUGCCCUCCAUGUUGGAGUCGGACAUGCUGAGCUACUGCCUCGCCCGGCAGCACCUCCACGUCGCCAGCGCCGGUGGCGGCGUCGCCGUCGGCAACCAGCAGAACCCUGCGGCCGGGAUGAAGGGCGGCCCCUCCCCCGGGCCCGGAACGGACGGCUUCGCAGACAUGUACUCCGGCAGCGCGGUACUCCACAAGAGGCCUGGCCCCCAGUACCUCCCCCCACCCCCAGAGUCCCGGUCGGGGUACCCCGGGAUGAAGGCCUCCAUGGGGGGCGCUGAGAGCCCCCUGCCCUCGCUGACCAGCCCCGGGCACGCGGGGGCAGGACCGACCUCCUCCUCCUCGUUCCUGGCCCACGGGGGCCCGGCGUUGAGGGCCCGUGUCCUGGACGGCCCGGCCCCCCCAGCUGACCUCCACCCCGGGGUCAGGGCCCCGCCGGCCCCCGGCUGCCAGCGAGCCGGCCCCCGGCCCCACCUGGACGGGCCCCCGGAGCAGCCAGCGUGUCUUUACGGAAACGAGAAGAUGGCUCAACCCAUAAUAGAGGGAGACUUCGACGUCACCAACUAUCUCACCAACCACUUGGCAUCCUAUUCGACCGGGUUUGAUUUGCUGCGGGACCUCCAGGGGCAAGUGGGCGGGGGCCACUCUGCCUCCGCCCCCUCCCCCGAUGACAGCUUCCUGUUUCAGAGCGGCGGUGUCGAUCGCUACCUCAGUCAGAUCUACUCCAUCUACCUGGACUCCUGAUGCCGCGGCGAGCCCCACCGCGAUCUAACCCUAAGAAUUGCACCAACAUCGCUUUUGUUUUUCCCCCUAACCCUUCUCUGAUGUAUUUCUAAUGUUCCAGUAUCGGCUCGUAUGUGGACAAGUUACUUUGGGGUCAUUACAGUACAAUGCCUAGAAUCGAAUCAAUCCUGACAGGUACCUGAUUGACGCCUGCAUUGAGCCUAUUGACAGACACCAGCUGCAUCAGCUGGGGUGUUUCCAUAACAGCACACCGUCAGAGUGGCAUGCCAACACGACAUGAGUUUGUGUUUUCAGCCCAGGUCACUCAUGGACUGUCGUCCUUGUAGCCAUAGUCAUCGGAGACCAAGUGAAGCAUGGGAAUAAAACACAUCAUCAUGAGUGUACUGUUCAACCAUGACCGUGACGGGCCACUCUAACCUGUAAUCGUUUCCAAGUGCCGAUGGGCACUUGAGGCUCAUUCGCCAGGUUUGGAUUAAUUAGGCGCUCUGUUGUAAUGUGUCAUCUGGCUGAGUGUGGUCAGAAUGGUGGACUCCAUCCAUGACUUCAUCCAUUCUUUCAUCGUUCAUCAUUUAUACGUUAUAUUGACGGGGACCUCUAGCAAGGGAUUUUGGACCUGCGACCCAUCUCUACCCUUUUUCCCUUGCUCGUACACUUUUCUGGAUGAGAAAUGUCCAGCCGACGGGCCGGCUGACUUUGGAACAACAUCGCCCCCUGGUGUUGAAAAUAGUUAGUGGCCCGUACUGAACUGUUGCGUGAAAGACGCAAAGGCGCGAUACUUGGACGUUUGACUGAAAAGUGACUGCUGAUGGAAUCAAACGGAUUCCACUCUAUUAUAUCUCUUUACCUUGUCGUCACCAACAAAUGAUGAUCCCAGAGGACCAAUAAUGUUGAACAAAGGUCAGACUGUUCAGCUGUAGCCAAGACUGGACAAACAUUUACAAAAGGAGAGAUAACGAACACUAUACCAUUUUAAUAGCCUAUAACCUACAUUUUUAAUGACAUUUUUAUAUACUAUGUUUUCCAAAAGAUUUAAAAUGUUUUCCAAUGCAAGAGAAGGAACAGUGAUAUUUACAUGCACUCCAAAUAUGUUUACAUUGACUUUUAUCGAAUGAUCACGUUCAAAAUGUUUGCUAUUAUUAUUGCAUGUAACCAUUGUGCUGGAUUAUAUGAAUCUCUUCUGCAAUGUGUUUCUUCUUUAUAAUGCCAAAUCCACAAAAGAAUUUGUAUAUAAAAAAAUGAAAUUAUUUACACCAAGUCGUUUGAGUCCUAUAGACGCCGGUUACAGAGAAACUUUACAGCGCUCAUCCAGCAGAUCGCAGUGCAACCUCGUCACACAACGACAAGUUUGUCUGCAACCUGUGCGCUUUGAAUUGAGCGCAGUAAAUGGAUAUGCCAGGGUGCGUAA